This is a messenger RNA of Vollenhovia emeryi, 3831 nucleotides long. RefSeq lists its product as uncharacterized. Lineage: Eukaryota; Metazoa; Arthropoda; Insecta; Hymenoptera; Formicidae. The transcript has 6 exons. Bases 1572 to 2357 code for a protein of 261 amino acids. The record is from RefSeq and is a predicted model, not a curated record.
GUACUUUAAAUCUACCUCUUACUAUAUGUGUCAUUUUAUUUCGUACAUAGUUAAGUACUACAAAAAUGUUAUCGCUAAAAUGAGUUGUUAUAAUUAGUAAUAGAAAUUUUGUAAUAAAAAAUUAAAUUGCUUUUGAUUAGAGUGCAAUUUGAUUGCAAGUAUUUCUAUUUCUCUGGCUCAGCACUUGCAAGUAAUCUCUUCAGCUUAAUUGAGUAAUCACGCAAAAGUAUUUAAUAUGUAUAUCUGGGUGUUCUCAAUUCGUUAUAAACCAUCGUUAGGCAGACAUUGUUGCGACACGGUCGCAUAACAGACGUGCCUUAAAAUUUCAAAGACGAAUUGGUUCACGAAGAACGUGUCUGCCGUCUCCUUAUCGUGUUCUUUAUGUUCCGCAGGUGCAAAAGUAUGAAUUAUGAACGUAUAUAUUGUUUUAAGUAUACACGCGAGAAAUGACUGCAUAUAUUUCAUAUCAGUUGGAAAUGUUAAAAGCUGUAUUUAUUCUCGUGUGACAUUACUAAAAUGUCGCGGUAUGCAGGUAUUUUUUAUAUCUGCAAAUAUUCCCUUUUCCCGCAUUUUGAGUAUUGUUUGCUUAAUGCCGCGGAUAAUUCUAUUUGUGCAAAUUAAAUACAAUUUGCGCGCGUGAUUCUUUAACAAUCGUAUCGUAUUCUAUAAAACUGCAAACAAUGUUUUCGAGAUAUGACAAUAAGUAGACGUCCAAUUCUUAGAACCGAUAUAUUUUUACAAACUUCUUUUUUAUACGCUUGUAUAUUCUUCGUGAUUUAGUCUGCGAUCUUUUUCAAAAAGGUAUGAAUAAUCUCACAAGUGAAUAAUUGAAAGGAUUUGCCAUUAUGACACAAAUGUUUGUGUUGAGUCUAUGAAAGCGCGAUAACGCGCGUUAUAUCAGCGACGCAGUAUAUCAUGAAUGUAUUAUUGCAUCUCUUCGUCGAAUUUUUGCAGUCGUGAUCAGCUUUCGUGCAGUGUUACACACGUAGGAGCGUGAUAAAAACCCCUUACCGCGUGAUAACAUGAGUGCCACCGAAUAAUACCAUAUUUUCGCCGUUACUCUUCAUAGCAACGAGAAAGAAAUGCGUUUUAAAUUUUGUUUGUAAAAACACGUCUACACAUAAUUCACAAUAUCUCAUGGCAAAAAUAACGAACGCGGUGUGUCGUAAAAUAGACGAGGCAGAAAAAUGCGAGCCACAUAGAUCAUACGGAUCGGAAAAGUUAUGCAAGUACAGACACGAGAAUACGCAAAUAGUAAAUAAAGCCGUUCUCGCGGAUAUUUUUCACCCGUCUUCGCGCGACAGCCGUUGUGCGUAAAGUCGACCAUUUACUUAUCUACCGCUACCGUGUGCGAGGUGCGAAACCGGGUUAAGGUUGAACCAUGUAAGCGAACGGGUAACCAUGUAACUAUCGCACCGCCGUCCCGCAAAGCCAUUGACGUAGGAGUCGCGACCGUUUUCUGACCGUUUCACGGGGGUCCGACACGAAUACGAGGCCCCGGACGCAUGCAUGUGUAAAUAUAGAAGAGAUCCGUCACGCACGCGUGCGGUCUGGGGUGACCGUUCGAUAAAAUGCAAAAUGCACGAAAGCACAGACGGAUCGAUCCACCAACGGCCGGGAAGUACGUACGACAGUAUGUUCACUUGACUUCUUGGGCACGGCAAAAAGUGAAAAGUGUAUCAACGAAUGUUUCUUUUAGAUGGUCAUCGGUGCAAUCGUUCUUCAGUAAAACAGCUCGCGUUGGCGUGCAACAGUUAACGCUGGAAUUCGACGCCGUUAGCGGGCCUGUGUCCACGAUGCUAAAACUUGGUCCAAGCCAUAGCCAAAUCGACUUGCAGCUUUUAUGGAACGGUAGAUAUGCUAUGUCUCUGGAGGAAUCACGGAGAUCGCAACGUCCGUAUCGGUACGGGAUGGUCCUGCUAUGCGUUGGGGCUCUUAUCAACUGGUUGGGCCUAGCGGAGAACUACGUUGAGCCGGUGCGUUACGUCGGCGUCGCCUGCAUAGUCGCCGGGGCUCUCCUCAUUUGCGCCGCGAUGUGCUGCUGGCUGCACGCACCGCCGACCAGGACGAGCACGCACACGCAACACACGAACCAUCCGAUCACGGCACAGAUCGAUGACCCGAUCCACGUGAUUUCCAUCGAGGAACCGCCUGGCGUGUCGAGGCAGAAGCCGCCGGAUUACGAGGCGGUGACGGACGCGCCACCGAGCUACGAUGACGCUAUCAAGCUAAAUCCUAGUCAAUUAAUCAGACUGAGUAAUGGCGGCACGCCGCCGUUAUCCUCAGGACAAGUCAUCCCGACGACCAUCAGUAUCGUCUCUCCAACUCUAACGCCGCCACCGCCGUACGCGAGGUGAGACUACAGCGCUGAAGAUAGAGACCAAUGAAUACGCAGGUCUGCGAACGUGGAUUGCAGGAUCGACGUAUACCAUUGUCAAAUGCGAAGAGCGAUCGCGUCUGUGGACCACGAAUAAUACGACAAUUCCGUUGUAUACUCUCGUCGUUACGAGAUGUGAGAGGGGCGAGUGGAAGUUGAACCAUUCAAAGGUUGCUCAACAUUUUCCACGAGCAAGAAUCGAAAGAGGAUCUCUUCGCGACGCCUUAGAUAACGACUGCUUAGAUUAUUAUCUAUUAGACACUGCGAACCGUCGGCACCGACAUUGCUUAGUACGAUUAACUCUUCCUUUGUAACAACGUCACUGCGACGACGUCCCGCCGCGUUCCAGGAAGUCGUUGAACGCAGCCCGCUUUGAUCGCGGCCGAUAUUCGAGCUUACUCGACGCGGCCCGGAGAUUCGCGGCUACUCUCGAAUUACUUCACGAUUCCGAGCUUCGCUUUUUCAUCCGUCGAAAGUGUCGGAUCUCACGGAAUCGCGCGCAUCUGAGAAAAUGGAAGUGCACGAAGGGGCGAUACGUAUCGCGCUCCUUUCUCAUUUUCGAUGUAAUCCAACGAUCGUCUCAGCGAGAAUUCAUCCGCGAUGGAUUAUGUCACAGAGUCCGCGAUUUCUAUCAACGCUAUUUGCCGGGCCGGUUCUGUAACCGCGAGAAUGAAGCUGACGACUUCUGGCCGUUCCGUUCGGCUCGCGGUUCAUUUAAUUUCGACGACUCGAGUCGCGCCUAACCGAUGCCGAUCUGCAGAAACGGUGGUCUCUUAAAAUUAAUUGACGGAGCAAACACGUGUUUUCUAGAAUAUGCAUUUUUAAUUCAUCUCAUUAUGUUCGCGCGCUAUUUGAAAAGUGACGCGGGGGCAAAUUGAAGGUGGGGGGGGAUCACGCUAAAGCACGUAAAUCGUAUCGAUUUAUCCUCAUAUAAUAUAAUAUUUAAGAUUCGCCGUGUCCAAGUAUUUGACCCGCGUCACCCUCCAAGUAAGCAGCUCGACUGUUCACCAUUCGGUCACCCGCGUGACUUUGUUUUUAUAUCGCGAUGGGAAAUGCCCGCGACAGAUUUUCUCACUCCGGGACACUGUCGGGGCCGCGACGCGCAUCCGAAGAGGAGGCGCGUCCCACGAUGAUCCCGGCGAGGAAUCACAGUAAUAGAGCAUUUAGCGCGCAGCGAGCUCAGCUGCGCGUAUAAUUUACUGAAGAAUGAUCUUCUGCCAUAUCAUUUCAGUGUCUGUCUCUUUAAAUACGCACACACGCGCGCACAGCACACUCAUGCGAAAGCCAUUCGCACGUCCAUUUUAUUGUGAUAUAUACUAUUAUACAUAUAUACGUGUAGAUAUUACGAAGCAACACUGUCGAAUGCAAUGGCGAUGCUUGUAAAAUAAGACUUUUUUUUAUAUCGAAAGUGCAAAUACAAAAUACGAGAUUUUUCUACGGCAAAUUUCUCCCUA